Molecule: messenger RNA, 1662 nt
Organism: Penicillium cinerascens
Lineage: Eukaryota; Fungi; Ascomycota; Eurotiomycetes; Eurotiales; Aspergillaceae
Product: putative acid phosphatase
Exons: 7
Coding region: 94-1662 (522 amino acids)
Biological process (GO): dephosphorylation
Molecular function (GO): phosphatase activity
Source: RefSeq, a predicted model, not a curated record
AACCCCCACACGGGAUUGACUCCGGCCCCCUCACCGCCCCACGAGAGGUCAUCAUCGCCGAAGCUCCGACCUCACUUCGACUCAUCGCCGACCAUGACGACUCUCAAGCCCCGAGAGCCCUACUCCCGCGAGGAGCUGGCUCACCUUUAUCCCAAGAGCCUCAAGCUGCAAUUGGUACAAGUGUUCCUUCGUCAUGGCGAGCGGACGCCUGUUUCUUCGCGCUUUCAAAAUACUGGCUUGAGUCCAUACUGGCCUUACUGCGGUGUUGCGAGAGGUAUGGUGCAAGCUGCCACUUCCAAGCAGGACAUGUCUUCAUGGGAUGGAUUUCAAUGGCGCCGGAAAAUGGAGGCGUUUGGAAACAACGACGAGUCGAUCGUUGCGGCAGGACCGGGUGGUGAGAUUGAGGCUAUGUGCCAGCAUGGUGAACUUACGGACAAGGGACGCGAAACCACCUAUGCGCUGGGUACCCGCCUGCGUCACCUUUAUGUCGACCAGCUCAGCUUCAUGCCCAAGAUCAAGACCGAUGCCGAGGAUAUGUACCUGCGUGCGACACCUAUUCCCCGUGCGCUCGAGUCGCUGCAGCAAUCUUUCUGGGGCAUGUACCCGGCCAGUGCGCGCACUCUAGACUUCCCGCCCCCGGUGAUUGUGGCCCGCUCUGUGUCGGAGGAGACAUUGUUUCCGAAUGAGGGCAAUUGUCGACGCUUUCGACAGCUGGCCCGUCUGUUUGCCGAUCGGGCUGCCGCGCGAUGGAACGACUCAGAGCAGAUGGCGUACCUGAACAAGAUAUGGUCCAAGUACAUGCCCGAGUCUUCGCCCAAGGUCGCUGUGGAUGCUCAUCCCCGUCUGUCGGGUAUCAUGGAUACCGUCAAUGCAACCGACGCCCAUGGUCCUGCCACCAGGCUCCCAUCUGAAUUCUAUGACAAGAAGGGACGCGCCAUUAUGGAUCGUAUCGCGGUCGAGGAGUGGUUUGCCGGGUACAACGAAAGCACCGAGUACCGCAAGCUGGGUAUCGGUGCCCUUAUGGGCGACGUGGUCGACCGCAUGGUCAGCACUGCUGUGGAGGGUGGCUGGCGCAGCGAGAGCUCUGCAUCCGGCUCCGGUGACGCCGAAGCUGGUAAGGCGAUCAAGUUUGCCAUGAGCGGAUGCCACGACACCACUCUCGCCGCCAUUCUUUCCAGUGUUGGUGGUUUCCAGGACGAGUCAUGGCCACCGUUCACCUCUUCCGUUGCCAUUGAGCUCUUCUCGCAGAUUCCCAGCACUGCUGCAGAUGCUGGCUCCAUGCUGGAGGAGUUUUCAAAUCCGCCCGUGGUUAAGAAGUCUGGAUUCCUGUCAUCCAUCCUUGGCGGUAAGGCCGCACCCAAGCAUCCGGUGCCCUCCGCGACCGCACGGGCGCCGCUCGAAUCCUUCCCCGAGGAGUCCCGCGAAUCUAUGCGCAAGCAUUACGUCCGCAUCCGCUAUAACGACCGCCCAGUGACCAUUCCCGGCUGUGCGACCAAGGCCAAGAACCACCUCCCUGGCGAUCCGACUUUCUGCACGCUCGACGCGUUCAAGUCGAUCGUUGACAAGUUCACGCCCAAGAGCUGGAGCGUCGAGUGCACAGAGAACCUGGGCGAGGGUCCGCACGGGCCUAACAAGCGGGAAUUCUCCAUGGCCGGAUUCUAG